CACGCAACGGCAACAUGUCGUUCGUCGCGCCCAUACGUUCCGUACCAUGAUCUUACUCCUACAAUCCUCAACAAAACCUAACCAUGGCCCCAAACUUACCCGACCACUACCUCUGGCUCGGCCUCGGCGUAUUCACAUUCUUCGCCAUCCACCACGUCGCCUCCGGUCUGCGCACAGUCAAACAGCUAACUGAAGUCCACCGCCCCGUCCCAAAACCGCUCGGCAUCCGGACCCCGACCUCGCAGGAAGACGCGAUCAAAACCGACUCACUACUCCUUCUCGCGCAAUCCCACAACGUCGAAAUACGGGCUUCGGCAACAAAGUUGCUGUGUGAAAGAUUCUAUGCGAACGACAGUGCAAGGCAGCUGUUAUUGAGGGAUCUAGGCAGCAGGAAGAAAGACGUGCAGCGCCGGGCGCAACUCGCGUUCCGGCUGCUGCGCGACUACGGUGUUUUCCGUGAGCGCGGGCUUUCGUACGGCUACGGAGGGAUUGAGCCGCGUGUACAGUGGAACGAUGUUGAGGUGUUGUCAGCCGGUGGAGGGCUGCGGGAGAGGGAGGAUGCUGGGGAGGACGAGAGGGAUGCGAGGAGGCGGCGGAGAGAGGCUGUGGUUAUUCAUGAUGGGGAGGGGAGAGUGGGGGAAGGGGAUGUGUGGAUGCGGGAUCGGGAGGGGGUGAUGAGUCUGGAUAUGGAGGUUGGGGAGCUGGUUAUUGAUGGUGUUGUGCAUUGA
This is a messenger RNA of Macroventuria anomochaeta, 728 nucleotides long. RefSeq lists its product as uncharacterized. NCBI's taxonomy places the organism in Eukaryota, Fungi, Ascomycota, Dothideomycetes, Pleosporales, Didymellaceae. Bases 84 to 728 code for a protein of 214 amino acids. The record is from RefSeq and is a predicted model, not a curated record. The transcript is spliced from 2 exons.